This is a messenger RNA of Panicum hallii, 1576 nucleotides long. RefSeq names its product probable xyloglucan galactosyltransferase GT19. Gene Ontology annotation, molecular function: glycosyltransferase activity. The transcript has a single exon. Bases 59 to 1426 code for a protein of 455 amino acids. NCBI's taxonomy places the organism in Eukaryota, Viridiplantae, Streptophyta, Magnoliopsida, Poales, Poaceae. The record is from RefSeq and is a predicted model, not a curated record.
CCGGUUGUUUCAGUUACACGACCACCUCCCCGACUCUCUCCCUCGGUCGGCCCCCAAAAUGGCCAAUCCCCUCUCGCUCUUCCUCUUCCUCUUCCUCAACGUCGCCGCCGCCCCCCGCGGAGGCGCCGACGGGCCGGACCCCUGCGCGGGCCGCCGGAUCCACAUCCGCCGCGUGCCCCCUCGCUUCAACGCCGACCUCCUCCGCCACUGCGGCGCCGACGCCUUCCCGCUCGCCGACGCGUCCGCGGCGGCCACCUCGGCCCCGCCCUGCGAGUCGCUCGCCAACCACGGCCUCGGCCCGCGCACGCACCCGCGCAGCCGCUCCUGGUACCGCACCGACGCGCGGCUGCUGGAGCCCUUCUUCCACCGCCGCGUCCUGGAGCGGGGCUGCCUCGCCGACGACCCGGCCCGCGCCGACGCCGUGUUCGUGCCCUACUACGCGGCGCUCGACGCGCUGCCGUACGUUCUCGACCCGGUGCUCCUCGACGCCUCGGCCCGGCACGGCGCGGAGCUCGCCGAGUUCCUCGCGCGGGACCAGCCUCGGAUCCUGGCGCGCCGCCGGGGGCACGACCAUUUCCUGGUGGUGUCGGGAUCCGCGUGGGACUACGCGCAGCCGCCGGGCGCGGAGCCGAGGAUGUGGGGCACGACGUCGCUGCUGCGGCUGCCGGAGCUGGCCAACUUCACGUUCCUGACGCUGGAGUCCCGCAUCUGGCCGUGGCAGGAGCACGCCAUCCCGCACCUCACGUCGUUCCACCCGGCGUCGCUCCCGCACCUGCGCGCCUGGUUCGCCCGCGCGCGCCGGUCCCGCCGCAGCACGCUGAUGCUCUUCGCGGGCGGCGUGUCGCGCCCAUCCCGGCCCAACAUCCGGGGCUCCAUCCUCGCCGAGUGCGCGAACCGCACCGACGCGUGCGCCGUCGUCGACUGCUCCGGCGGCAAGUGCUCGCACGACCCCGGCCGGUACAUGCGCGCCAUGCUCAAGGCCAAAUUCUGCCUGGAGCCGCCGGGGGACACGCCGACGCGGCGUUCCACGUUCGACGCCAUCCUCGCCGGCUGCGUGCCCGUGUUCUUCGAGGACCUCGCGGCGCGGAGCCAGUACGGGUGGCACCUGCCCCCCGCGCGGUACGACGAGUUCUCCGUGCACAUACCCAAGGAGACCGUGGUGUUCGGCGGCGUCAGCGUCGCCGAGACGCUCGAGGCCGUGCCGGAGGCCGAGGUGCGGAGGAUGCGGAAGCGCGUGCUGGAGAUGGCGCCGAGGGUGGUGUACCGGCGGCACGGCAGCACGGACGAGUUGAGGGGGGCAGUGAAGGACGCUGUCGACCUCGCCGUGGAUGGUGUCCUGCGGAGGAUUCGGAGGCGGACGCGCGCGCAGGAGGAGGUUCGGCUGGAGAGGAUUUACGCGAUGGAGGACGACAGCGUCGAGACGUAGGAUCAGAGAGAUUCAGGGUAACCGGGAACAUCAUCUUCGGUUCCGUCAGGACAUUUUGGUGCUGUGCAAGUGCAGCAACUGAUUCGUUCAUGUUUCAAAUUUUUGAGGGUGGAAGAGUGUGUGUGUACAUUUGCUGUUGGAGUAAGGAGU